AAAUCCUCGCAAAAAAUUCAGCUCAUUUUUAGCGAAAUAGCUUUAAAAAUUCCAGUUCUCAGUAAUUUCUUGGAUUGAGGAUAAAGUUAUAAAUGUUAUAACAUUUUUCAAAAUUUUCUAAUUUCCCAUGGCUGAAUUAGAAGAAUUAAAGAAAAAGCUCGUCCCUUUAUUUGAUGCAGAAAAGGGUUUCUCAUCCGGGUCAACAAUUGACCCGUCUGAUUCCUACAUGUUAUCGGAUGGUGGAACAGUGAAUUUGCUGAGCAAAUCGUACAAUGUUUAUAAUAUCAAUGAGCUUGGCUUGCAAAAGUGCAGUUCAUCGUCUCCAUUUUCUGAAGAUGAUACUGAAAAAACUUACAGGUGUGCUUCUCAUGAGAUUAGGAUUUUUGGGUCCAUAGGCAGUGGUGCAAGUAGUGUUGUUCAAAGGGCCAUUCAUAUUCCCAAUCACAGAAUUAUUGCUGUCAAGAAGAUUAAUAUUUUCGAAAAGGAGAAAAGGCAACAACUUCUUACUGAAAUACGGACGUUGUGUGAGGCACCCUGUUAUCAAGGUCUUGUAGAAUUUUAUGGAGCUUUUUACACUCCAGAAUCUGGGCAGAUAAGCAUAGCUCUAGAGUACAUGGAUGGUGGAUCUCUAGCAGAUAUCAUUCGUGUAAGAAAGUCUAUACCGGAGCCAGUUCUUUCUGCUAUGGUGCAGAAGCUGUUGCAUGGGCUGAGUUACUUGCACGGAGUUAGACAUUUAGUACACAGAGAUAUAAAACCUGCAAAUUUGCUUGUAAAUCUCAAGGGGGAGUCAAAGAUUACAGAUUUUGGUAUAAGUGCUGGAUUAGAGAAUUCUAUGGCUAUGUGUGCAACUUUUGUUGGAACCGUUACAUACAUGUCACCUGAAAGAAUCCGAAAUGAAAGUUACUCUUAUGCUGCUGAUAUUUGGAGCCUUGGACUUGCACUUUUUGAGUGUGCUACAGGAGAAUUUCCGUACACUGCUAAUGAUGGGCCCGUUAAUCUUAUGCUGCAGAUCCUUGAUGAUCCAUCUCCAUCCCUGUCAAAACAAAAAUUUUCUCCUGAGUUCUGUUUAUUUGUUGAUGCUUGCCUCCAGAAAAAUCCAGAUUCAAGGCCAACAGCUGAGCAGCUUCUUUCACACCCCUUUAUUACUAAGUAUGAGGAUGCAGGGGUUGACUUGGGCACGUUUGUGCGAAGCAUAUUUGAUCCCACACAGAGGAUGAAGGAUCUGGCAGAUAUGCUAACAAUACACUAUUACUUACUUUUUGAUGGAUCUGACGAUCUUUGGCAUCAUAUGAAGACCUUAUAUGUAGAAGAUGCAGUUUUCAGUUUUGGUGGGAAAGAAUCUCUUGGUCAAGAUGAUAUUUUUACAGCAUUGUCAAAUAUUCGUCGAACAUUGGCUGGCGAAUGGCCUCCGGAAAAACUUGUGCACGUCGUGGAGAAACUUCAAUGCCGUGCUCAAGGUGAAAAUGGAGUUGCAAUUCGGGUCUCAGGGUCAUUUAUUGUUGGAAAUCAGUUCCUGAUAUGUGGAGAUGGUGUACAAGUAGAGGGCCUGCCAAAUUUUAGAGACCUUUCAAUUGAUAUACCUAGCAAACGAGUAGGGACGUUUCAAGAGCAGUUCCUUGUAGAACCGGGGAACAUAAUUGGCCGCUACUUCAUAACUAGACAAGAGCUUUAUAUCGUUCAAUAAAUAUUAACGGCAAAGGAUUUUUCCUACUGUCAGGACAUAUUCCUCCAUGUCAUCAACUGCAGCCUUACCUUACCAGCAAUUGUGUUCUUAAUCGUUGGCCAGUUUCUUCAAAAUCAUUUGCGACACGUCAUCAAUAUUUUGGAUUCCAAGAUCUUCAUUGAUGUCUCCAGGAUAUUAACGUUGCAAUAAUGGUUCAGUAUCCAGUUGUUACCUGCUAGUUAUGGUUUGUGAGCCUAUCUUUAAAGUAUCUGUUGAAAGUAAUUUUUCUUGUACAAUAACUCUGUUUGUUGUAUCAUUAGUAAACAUUCAAACCAUCCAUCGAGGAAGAACUUUUCCCAAAACCUUUGAUUAGACUGUAUAUAUUGAGUUCUGAUUGUAUAGCUUGGAUUUAUAAUGGGGAUACAUAUGAUGUUGAAGUUGUUAGUUUGAUGCCCAUUUUUCGAGUAAUGUUCUGUAAAAUCACAUUAUGAAUUUAUGUUCGUUUA
Olea europaea var. sylvestris is the source of this 2169-nucleotide messenger RNA. RefSeq names its product mitogen-activated protein kinase kinase 3. Gene Ontology annotation, molecular function: ATP binding; MAP kinase kinase activity. Gene Ontology annotation, biological process: MAPK cascade; protein phosphorylation. The record is from RefSeq and is a predicted model, not a curated record. The transcript is spliced from 10 exons. The coding region runs from base 128 to 1684 and encodes 518 amino acids. NCBI's taxonomy places the organism in Eukaryota, Viridiplantae, Streptophyta, Magnoliopsida, Lamiales, Oleaceae.